AUGUCUACUGUCGGCUACGUUGGCGCUGGCUUAUGCCUCUUCGGUAUUCUGACGUCGCUCUACUCGAUCGGCACCAUCGUGCAGGACAUCAACAAUCUUCGCGGCGAGGUCGAGGGACGCGUCGAUGAGUUCAAGAUACUCGCCGACGACACAUGGCAGCGUCUGCUGAUUCUUCAGUCGCCGACGGGCGAAUCGAGCAAUCCGAUGCCGUCGAUCUUCCGCAACAAGCGACACGUCUAUCCGGGAAUGUGCAAUUGCGACGCCAACUCGCAGGGAUGCCCAGCCGGACCGCCAGGACCGCCAGGAGCACCCGGAAAGCGCGGUGACGAGGGACUUCCAGGAGAGAAGGGACGCAAUGGAGCGUCGGGCAUCUCGUUGGCCGCCAUUCACCACAUUCCAGGAGGCUGCAUCGAGUGUCCCGCCGGACCGCCAGGACCACCGGGACCACAAGGAGAGGUCGGACCGCAAGGGUUCCCGGGAACGUGCGGAAAAGUCGGACCGGCUGGCGAUGACGGACAGCCGGGACCCGAAGGACCAGCAGGCGACAAGGGCGCACCGGGACCACGCGGAUUCGACGGUGCGAACGGACCCGACGGAAUGCCGGGAACCGCCUACUUCCCGGGCGCCGCCGGACAGCCGGGAGAGCCGGGAUGGGCCGGCGAGGCCGGACUUCCGGGAAAGCACGGCGAGCCGGGAAAAGACGGCGAGCCGGGACCGAUCGGCGCGCCAGGAACCCCGGGAGAGCCGGGACACGACGCGUUCCCCGGCACACCGGGAGCGCCAGGAAAAACCGGAGCGCCAGGAAAAGACGCCAACUAUUGUCCGUGUCCGGCGCGUCACGACGAGAAGAAGAGCGAAGGAAUCCAGGAGCCGCCGUCGGGCGCCCAGAACACCUACAAAAAGAGACGGCACUGA
Molecule: messenger RNA, 915 nt
Organism: Caenorhabditis bovis
Lineage: Eukaryota; Metazoa; Nematoda; Chromadorea; Rhabditida; Rhabditidae
Source: the annotation of a GenBank genome assembly